UGUUACGGCAAGAAGGAGUCAAGUUAGUUUACAGGGCAGUGUUAAGACAGAAGGGGUCUGAAACAUCAGUCUUGUUUGUCAGUUGUCUGCGUCACGUUUGAAACGACUGUGGUGUCGGCUACGUGUUAAGGGGUGUUACGACUGACUAAGGAGAGUGUGCGUGUCAAACCCCUUCAGUUAAGUUGGUUAAUUGCAGCUUUGGACACGAUUUCAUUUUAUUAAAGAAGCCACAGCACCACAGCCAAACUGGACAGCAGGGAACUCCAGGGCAGUGUCGGCCCAGACUUCAUCUUGAGGCACCGAAACACUACAGAGCAUAUGUGUCGUAGAGACCAGGAGACAGAGGCACAGCCCAGCGAACAGAAGGAGCAGCACAAAGACUGUCUGCUGCAGCAUGGGGAUGAACAGAUGGAGUCUGAAGAGGAGACAGAAGAGGUAGAGGAAGAGAAGGCACCAGACGAAGGCUUCUUGGGAAUGGCACCAUUACUGCAGGCGCAUCAUGCCAUGGAGAAAGUGGAGGAGUUUGUACACAAGGUCUGGGAAGGAAGGUGGCGGGUCAUACCCCACGAUGUGCUCCCUGACUGGCUGAAGGACAACGAAUACCUUCAGCACGGUCACCGGCCCCCCAUGCCCUCUUUCAGAGCCUGCUUCAGGAGCAUCUUCAGAAUCCACACCGAGACCGGGAACAUUUGGACACAUCUACUAGGUUGCCUGUUCUUCUUGUGCCUGGGCAUCUUCUACAUGUUCCGGCCCAACAUGUCCUUCGUGGCGCCCGUCCAGGAGAAGGUGGCGAUUGGUAUGUUCUUCCUGGGAGCCAUCCUCUGCCUGUCCUUCUCCUGGCUCUUCCACACAGUGUACUGCCACUCAGAAGGGGUCUCCCGUGUCUUUUCCAAACUAGACUACUCGGGCAUCGCUUUCCUGAUCAUGGGGAGCUUCGUUCCCUGGCUCUAUUACUCCUUCUACUGCUCCCCACAGCCCUGCGUCAUCUAUCUGAUGGUCAUCUGUGUGCUCGGCAUCUCUGCCAUUGUGGUGUCUCAGUGUGAUUUCUUUGCCACACCCCAGUACCGGGGGGUCAGAGCGGGUGUGUUUGUGGGUCUGGGGCUGAGCGGUGUGGUACCCACUUUUCACUUCAUGAUCUCGGAGGGUUUCCUGAGGGCUACCACCAUGGGCCAGAUGGGCUGGCUCUUCCUCAUGGCAACACUCUACAUCACCGGAGCCUGUUUGUACGCUGCCCGCAUCCCCGAGAGGUACUUCCCUGGAAAGUGUGACAUCUGGUUCCAUUCCCAUCAGCUGUUUCACAUCUUGGUGGUGGCGGGGGCUUUCGUCCAUUUCCACGGAGUGUCGAACCUGCAGGAGUUCCGCUACACAGCGGGGGGCGGCUGCACUGAAGGCAAUGCGCUGUAACCAGAUUGGCAGAUUGAGUCUGAAACAUACGUGCAGGAAGUAUCCAUUGUGGUCAAGAUGAUGAGGAAUCUUUUUUUUCCAAAUGGAGAAACAGCAACGUUGAAAAUAGUGACUUGGUUUGACCAGUCCAGGCUUACCACACUCCCUGGAAGAUUUCUUUUUUAUAUAAUUAUAUA
Polyodon spathula (Mississippi paddlefish) is the source of this 1580-nucleotide messenger RNA. RefSeq names its product adiponectin receptor protein 2-like. Gene Ontology annotation, biological process: adiponectin-activated signaling pathway. NCBI's taxonomy places the organism in Eukaryota, Metazoa, Chordata, Actinopteri, Acipenseriformes, Polyodontidae. The record is from RefSeq and is a predicted model, not a curated record. Gene Ontology annotation, molecular function: signaling receptor activity. The transcript has 8 exons. Gene Ontology annotation, cellular component: plasma membrane. Bases 319 to 1404 code for a protein of 361 amino acids.